CCUAAUAAUUUCCUAUUUCGAACCACAGGGUUUCCGCACCAGUAAGCCCCCACAAAACCACAAACCAAACGACAAACCCUGCGCCACCUCUUCCACCACCAUCAUGGCACGGAUAGCCAGGUCCUCUGCGCCGCGCCUGCUCUACACCUUCUUCUCCUCCUCCGUGCCCCCGGCAUCUCCAUCGCCGUCUCCGUCUCCGGCGUCGUCCCUCCUUGCCGGUGCAUUCCACCUGCGGCACUUCUCGUCGGGCAACGCUGCUCGAGCGAGGGCGGCGGCGGCGGACAAGGAGCCAUGGUGGAAGGAGUCCAUGGAGCGGUUACGCAACAUCGGGAUCUCUGCUCACAUCGACUCUGGCAAGACAACUUUGACGGAGCGAGUGCUUUUCUACACUGGUCGUAUCCACGAGAUCCACGAGGUUCGGGGCAGAGACGGCGUCGGCGCCAAGAUGGAUUCCAUGGACUUGGAGAGGGAGAAAGGUAUCACUAUCCAGUCUGCUGCUACUUACUGCUCUUGGAAAGACUAUAAGAUUAACAUAAUUGACACACCUGGUCACGUUGAUUUCACCAUUGAAGUUGAGAGGGUUUUGCGUGUCCUUGAUGGUGCUAUUCUUGUACUUUGUAGUGUUGGUGGUGUGCAAAGUCAGUCCAUCACGGUAGAUUGUUUUUCACCAAUAGAUUAUCAUGAAGUCGAUAUAUUGAGUUUUAUUAUUGUGAUGUCAUUUUUCUUUGAGCAGGAAGCAAUUCGUAGGGCCACCAUAGCACUGAAGUUUGUACCAGUGUUCAUGGGUAGUGCUUUUAAAAAUAAGGGAGUACAGCCACUUCUGGAUGGUGUACUUAAUUAUUUGCCAUGUCCAAUUGAAGUUAGUAGUUAUGCCCUUGACCAAACAAAGAAUGAGGAAAAGGUUGAGUUGACUGGAAGUCUUGAUGGGCCACUUGUAGCGUUGGCAUUUAAGUUGGAGGAAGGGCGGUUUGGCCAGUUGACAUAUUUAAGAAUUUACGAGGGUGUGAUCCGCAAGGGCGAGUUUAUUAUUAAUGUAAACACCGGCAAGAAGAUCAAGGUUCCUCACUUAGUUAGGAUGCAUUCUGAUGAGAUGGAGGUUAGGUUUUGGAUUUACAGUAUUACUGGCGGAUUUUCAUGUUAUUGGUAUAUUGAACCACUUCGGGCAGGAUCACCAACUAAAUUCGAAUUUGAAAACCUCCUUGUUGGGCAAGCUAUUCCAUCAGGUUUUAUCCCUGCAAUUGAAAAAGGUUUUAAGGAAGCCGCCAACUCGGGGGCUUUAAUUGGACAUCCUGUCGAAAAUCUUAGAGUUGUCUUGACAGAUGGUGCUGCUCAUGCCGUUGAUUCUAGUGAACUUGCAUUUAAGUUGGCUUCUAUCUAUGCUUUCAGACAGUGCUAUACAGCUUCCAGGCCAUUUAUAUUAGAACCUGUUAUGCUUGUUGAGCUGAAAGUACCAACAGAAUUCCAAGGAGCUGUUGCUGGUGACAUUAACAAGUGGGGUUCUUAUUUUAUUCUAUCCUUGUUUCUCUUUUCAAAUGGUUUAUUUAUGAUAUUGGUUUAUUUAUGAUAUUUUUAUCUAUGGUAUUGGUUUAUGAUAUUGGUUUAUUUUAUUCUA
Messenger RNA from Arachis ipaensis, 1612 nucleotides. The record is from RefSeq and is a predicted model, not a curated record. NCBI's taxonomy places the organism in Eukaryota, Viridiplantae, Streptophyta, Magnoliopsida, Fabales, Fabaceae.